Neomonachus schauinslandi (Hawaiian monk seal) is the source of this 825-nucleotide messenger RNA. RefSeq names its product olfactory receptor 1468-like. Gene Ontology annotation, molecular function: G protein-coupled receptor activity; olfactory receptor activity. NCBI's taxonomy places the organism in Eukaryota, Metazoa, Chordata, Mammalia, Carnivora, Phocidae. Gene Ontology annotation, cellular component: membrane. Gene Ontology annotation, biological process: G protein-coupled receptor signaling pathway. The annotation marks the transcript as partial. The record is from RefSeq and is a predicted model, not a curated record. The transcript has 4 exons.
UCCAAAUUCUUCCUCCUGGGACUCACUGUGGGGUCUGAACAGCAGAAGCUCAUUUUUAUGCUAUCUCUGUGCAUGUAUCUGGUCACCAUGGUAGGAAACUUACUUAUCAUCCUGGCUAUUAUCAAUGAUGCUCACCUUCAUAGCCCCAUGUACUUCUUCCUUGCCAAUCUAUCCUUCACUGACAUCUGCUUCACAACCACUACAAUCCCCAAAAUGUUGGCAGACAUCCAAAGCCAGAGCCCAACCAUCUCCUUUGCAGGAUGCCUUACACAAAUGUACUUUUUUAUGUUGCUGGUGGACCUGGACAAUUUCCUUUUGGCAGCCAUGGCAUAUGACUGGUAUGUUGCCAUUUGUCACCCAUUACAUUAUGCUGCAUUACUGAGCCCCAAGUGUUGUGCCCUAUUUAUUGGUAUCUGCUGGGUCUCUUGACCAUCUGUGAUCAGAAAAAAAAUCCCACACUUUUUCUGUGACCUGGAACCCAUUUUAAAGCUUGCUUGCUCAGACACUCAAAUCAAUGACUUGACAAUCUUAGUCAUUGGGGGAGCAGUUAUCUUUAUCCCCUUCACCUUCAUUAUUGUCUCCUAUGCCCUUAUUUGUUGCACUGUACUUGGGGGUCCUUCAGCCAAGGAUGAGAAAUUCAGCUCAGAUUCUUUGGAUUACUUGAACAAGUUCACAGAACUGAGGUUUCCAGGCAUUUGGGAGUUUGAGAGGCUUUUGAAAUCCCACCAUGAAAGUCUGCAGAAAGAUUAUCACUGUUCCAAACAUGACAAUGUAGAAAAUUAUUCUUUUGGGCAAUCUCAUUCUACUCCAACUACUGGUACUUGA